Molecule: messenger RNA, 699 nt
Organism: Ordospora pajunii
Lineage: Eukaryota; Fungi; Microsporidia; Ordosporidae
Product: proteasome
Exons: 1
Coding region: 1-699 (232 amino acids)
Biological process (GO): ubiquitin-dependent protein catabolic process; proteasomal protein catabolic process
Cellular component (GO): proteasome core complex; proteasome core complex, alpha-subunit complex
Source: RefSeq, a predicted model, not a curated record
AUGGAUAGUUUGAAAGAAAGUGUAAACACAUACAGCUCUGAGGGGCGAAUCCACCAGAUUGAAUAUGCAAUGAAGGCUAUGAAUCUUGGAACAACAACGAUUGGAGUGCGUACGAGCGAGUUUGCAAUACUCUGCUCUGAAAAGAAGGUGAUGUCGACACUGCAGAAUCCAAGAAGCAUCAUGAAGCAUCACAAGAUUUAUGACAACAUUGUGCUUGGGUUUUCUGGAAUAAGCGGCGAUACAAAAACAAUUGUAAACAAAUCCAGGGAAUUUUGCAUAUCUCACACAUACAAGUAUAAUGAAAAUACAAGUGUUGAAAGAUUACUGAAAUAUCUAUCCAGUUUGAGUUUAAGAUUCAGUGAAGAGGACGAGGCAAAGAUGAUAUUCAGAAGACCAUUUGGUGUUUCUCUUCUAAUUGCAGGGUUUGACACUGAGCCAAGGCUGUAUUUUUUGGAUCCUUCGGGAUCAUACACCGGCUACAAGGCGAAGGCAAUAGGAUCUGGGAAUGAGGUAAUUGAAGGGCUGCUUGAGCCGGAGUAUGAAGAGUACACAACUCUUGACGAGUCGCUAAAAAAGGUAUUGCUAACGCUUGCAAAGGCAAUGAAGGACAAGAUCUCCAAAGACAAUGUAGAGAUCGCAAUUGUUACCAAAGAAGAAAUCAAAUUCCUGGAGCCCGAGGAGAUUGCAAAGUAUCUAUGA